CUUCAAUAUCUUACAUAAUGUCAACAUAAACUUGGCAUAAGAGUACAAAGUCGAACAUGCGUGUCUGUGGCCCUGGACGAAAUUGCAUUUCUCGUUGGAACCUGAAGUAGAAGGGGCAGACGAGGGCCACAGCAAUGGCGGUCAAAGCAACCUAUCUGGUGGUAUACAAUUUUCUGCAGGCCCUUGGUUGGUUGUAUGUUGCCGUCCUGCUUCUUGACAACUACUUCAAAACAGGCUCGUUUGACCAGUCAUACUCGGUGGUCAAAGAUGUUGUUGGAUUCUUACUGCUUGGCGCCUUCUUGGAAGUUAUUCAUGCCGCAGUGGGCCUUGUCCGCAGCGGCACCCUGAACACACUGCUUCAAUGGCUUGGCCGCCUACAUGUCUACUAUGCAGUCAUUGGCUCAGUCCCUGAGCUACAAUCCGAGCCGGCCCUCGCUAUCAUGCUCCUGGCUUGGUCCUUGAUUGAGAUCAUCCGGUACCCCCAAAACGCACUGGCGACCAUCAAAGCUAGCCCUAGGUGGCUGGUAUGGCUCCGGUACACGGCUUUCAUCCCUCUGUACCCAGCAGGCGUGCUCGGAGAAGUGAUUCUUAUGUAUAAGGCCCUUCCCUACAUAAAGGACCGCUCUUUGCACGGGGAGUACUUCAAGCAUCUGCCCUUUGGCUAUCACGAGUUCCUCUGGGGCGUCCUUCUCGUGUAUCCUUUCCUUUGGCUCAACCUGUACCUGUACUUGUUCCGACAAAGAAAAGCCCGCUUGGCAGGCCAGAAGAAGCCUGUGAAGCGAACAUCAAAAAGGGAGUGAAUUUUGACAUCUAUAGAUCAAAUCGGAAACUUUGUAUGGGGUAUAUAGACUUUAGUUUGAUGACCCGAGCUCGAAGUUGUUUGUGUACAGCAGCAAGACUGGAUUAGGAAGUCACUAAGUUGCUUGCUUUUACGAAAGGCUGCUAGAACAGUUUGUCGAAUUCCGGACUUUUUUUAACAGUCGCUUAAGUGAUAACGGAAAGUGCGCCUCUUUCAGCAGAAAAUUCUCGUGAGCUGUCUUCCGUCAAGUUGCACGCUCCUGUUCUCGAGGUGGAUUACUAAGAUAUCAGCAUGCGUUUGAUCAGUUUCCAGCAGCCAUAUCUGACGUUAGAGUAACGUAGUUGUCCAUGCAAACAUUCCGAAGUUCGAUUGGAAUAGCUAGCAUAUACUGCAAUUGUAUAUUUACGUGGAGUCCGACACAUGUACUACGAAAGAAUGUCGGAUCGUCUUUGAAAGGGCCGUCGGAGUGACAUUCAGAUCGUCACAAGAACACCCGA
Molecule: messenger RNA, 1296 nt
Organism: Klebsormidium nitens
Lineage: Eukaryota; Viridiplantae; Streptophyta; Klebsormidiophyceae; Klebsormidiales; Klebsormidiaceae
Source: the annotation of a GenBank genome assembly